Cetraspora pellucida is the source of this 207-nucleotide messenger RNA. NCBI's taxonomy places the organism in Eukaryota, Fungi, Glomeromycota, Glomeromycetes, Diversisporales, Gigasporaceae. The record is from the annotation of a GenBank genome assembly.
AUGUUUUUGGUUAAUAUUAUGAAUUUGGUCAAUAAUAGUAUUAGUGGUUGUUAUUUAAAUUACUUAAAUAGAGUACAAAAAGAAUAUGACUACUAUAAUGCUAAUAUUAUAAAUGCAGUUAAAGAUGGCAAAUAUAAUCCAAAUGUAGUUGUUUCUCAAAUAUUAUUUAAAAGCUUUAGCAGUAGUACUCAUAUUGCAUAUAAUUAG